GCCAUAUUGAACUAAACUAGAGAAGUAGUUCGUCCAUUUAUAUACAUACUAAGACAAUUGUAAGCGAUCAUGGUGGAUGUUGUCGUUUCCAGUGUGGCGUUGCGGCUUGCAGAUCUCAUAGAGCAGCAGAUUCGGAACAAAGUGAAUUUGGUGAGAGGCGUUGAGAAUGAUAUUCACAGUCUCUCGAACGAGCUCAACACGAUAGGCAAUUUGUUGGAUGGUGCGGAGAGGCGAGAAUUUAAGGACAAGAGCGUCAAGGAUUGGUUGAGGAAGCUAGAAGAUGCGUCUUACGAGAUGGACGACGUGUUGGAUGAAUGGAACAUUUCCAUUAUCGAGCUUCAGCAAAAGGUAUGGCCCUUCAUCCCAUCUCCAAGUUUAUUUUUCAAGAAAGUCGUUAUUCGUCACGAUAUUGCCUUGAAAAUAAAAGAAGUGAAGAAACGACUUGAUCUAAUUUUGGUGGAGAGAGAUCAGUUUGACUUUGUGACCUCUCGCCCGAUUUAUGCUUCUCGCGAAUCGUGGCGAGUGCAAACUACUUCUUUGAUCGACUUAGAGGAAGUCUGUGGCCGCGACUUUGACAUGGAAAAUGUGAUAGGCAAACUUGUGGUUGGAGAUGGUAGGAGAGAAGAAUUAAACAUGCGUGUCAUCUCUAUAGUGGGCCCGGGGGGAAUUGGGAAGACAACUCUUGCUAAACUAGCUUAUAACGAUAGUCGGGUAAAGAAUUGUUUUGAACUAAGAAUUUGGAUAUGCGUUUCAAAUCCUUUUGAUGAGUUUGGAAUUGCCAAUGGAAUUAUUGAGGGCGCAGGAGGGAGCAAACCGAAUACAAACCAAUUAGAUAUGCUAUUACAAUGUCUAGGAAAUUCCAUUUCCGGAAAGAAGUCUCUUCUUGUCCUGGACGAUGUUUGGACAGAAGACGAUACCAAGUGGGAACCUCUUAAAAACACCCUCAAACACGGUGGAGCGGGUAGUAAGAUUUUGGUGACAACUAGAAAUCAAAGGGUUGUCGUAAUGAUGGGUGGUGUUAAGAACGACAUCCACCAUUUAGGACAUCUGUCGCAUGACGAGUGUUGGUUGUUAUUGGGUCGGAUAGCCCUUUCCGGAAAGAAUAGGGAGGAACGCGAAAAAGUCGAGAACAUUGGUAAGGCUAUUGCUAGGAAGUGCAAGGGGUUGCCGCUUGCAGCAAAGACUUUGGGAAGUCUUUUGCGUUUCAAGAAUACCUUGGAAGAGUGGGAGGACGUAUUGGAUAGUGAAAUAUGGGUGUUGGAGGAGAUAGAAGUUGACCUCUUCGCCCACUUGCUUCUGAGUUACAACGAAUUGUCUCCGGCGCUCAAGCGUUGCUUCUCGUAUUGUGGCGUCUUUCCUAAAGAUACGGAAAUCGAUGUGGAGGGUAUAGUAACAAAAUGGAUGUCGUUGGGUUACCUAGAAUCCAACGGGAGUAACGGUGGUGACUGGAAAGUUAGAGGGAGAGAGUACUUUGAUAAGCUGGCAAUGCGUUCUCUGUUUCAAGACUUCAAGACGUGUGGUGAUAGGAUAGAAUCGUUUAAGAUGCAUGAUAUAUUACAUGAUUUUGCUCGAUUCCUUAGGAACAAUGGCGGGGUCGGAGCGGGAACGAAGAAAACAAGUUGCCAAACAUGUAACCCUUCGAUAGUUUCCGAUGUCGAAGACUACCGUAGUUUGUUGAACUCAAAAGAACUUCCCGAUCCGCAUCUUUGUGAUUGCCUCACACGUGUGAGGUUGUUAAGCCUAAGGAGAUGUGGCUUGAAAGGUAUUCCGAAAGAAAUAAAAAAGUUGAUUCACUUGAGGUGGUUGAACUUGGGUCAGAAUAAAUUUCACAACGAAGAUAUAAAGUACAUCUGCAAUCUUUAUAACUUGAAAUUUGUUUUGUUGGACAUGUGCCAGCUACAAGAAGUUUCCUCGAAAAUCGGGAAUUUGAUUCACUUGAUACACCUCGACUUGAGCUAUAAUAAUCUUCUAAAAGAGUUGCCGGAGACGCUAUGCAAUUUGUGCGAAUUAGAAACGUUAAAUGUCAAUGGGUGCGAGAGUCUUUCGAGACUUCCCCAAGGGAUAAGCAGGCUCGUCAACCUCAAGCACAUCUACAAUUCUGGCACCGAAUCUCUGGUGCAAUAUCCUCAAGGACUAGGCGAGUUAACCGGGCUUGUCACGUUGAGUCGAUUCGUUUUCGGAGAAAAGUGUUGGAGCGAGUUGGGAUUGUUGAAGAAUUUAAACCGACUCAGCGGGUGCUUGGAAUUGAGAACCUACUCCGAUUACAUAGUAGAAGAUGAGGUGGCCGAGGAAAAGAUACUCGAGCAUAUCCGUGAAGCCGAGUUGGGGAAAAAGAAACACAUUCAAGAACUCCGAAUAUAUUUUUCCGGACACGAGAUUCUAGUAGAUGCUUUGGAGCCACAUCCAAACCUACAAAUUCUUUAUAUUACCCUCUCAUAUGAGCAUCGACUUCCGAAAUGGAUCUCGUCGCCCCUUAACCAACUCAAAUCUAUCACCCUCUCCGAAUGUACACACCUUUCGUCGCUGCCGUCUCUAGGUAAACUACCCCUUCUCGAGAAUUUCGAGAUCAAAUUUGAAACUGUUUGCGAUUCUCGAUUGGAGUUUGUUGGACGCGAAUUCCUCGGAAUAACAACAACAGUAACAACAUGGGAUCUUUUAUUUGAAAAUUGUUCAUCUUCUUCAAACACUAUCGCGUUUCCCAAGUUGAAGAAACUUCAAUUUAGGAAUUGUAGGAGAUGGAGAGAGUGGGAGGAUAUUACGGCCGAAGAAGAACAUUCGGCCGCCGUCGCGUUGAUGCCUUGUCUAACGGAGCUGAUUAUUCGAAACUGCUGGGAAUUGGCGAAGCUGCCACAUCGCCUCCUGCGGAAAGCGUCGUCUUUGGAAUCGUUGCAUAUUUACGGUUCGACGCAGCUAGAACGAUUUUACGUGGAGAGGAAGGGACAACCCUGGAAAUCCAUAUCAAUAUCCCACCAAAAUCCACAUUUUGUAAUCAAACAUUUUUAGUUGUCUGUAAUUGAACUUCCGUUUUUCAUUUUCUACGCCAACACAUUAUUUACCAUUUUUCAAUAAUGUAUUGUAACCUUUUUGGUUUAGCAUUCAUUGGCUUCUUAUUAUAUUUGACUUCCCUUUCUCUUGUAGAGAAUAUAGAAUCCAGUUAUUUUAACUAUUAAAAUUCUUUUUUUUUUCUAUUUAUUUAGGGUAA
Erythranthe guttata (spotted monkey flower) is the source of this 3202-nucleotide messenger RNA. RefSeq names its product putative disease resistance protein RGA4. Gene Ontology annotation, molecular function: ADP binding. The record is from RefSeq and is a predicted model, not a curated record. Lineage: Eukaryota; Viridiplantae; Streptophyta; Magnoliopsida; Lamiales; Phrymaceae.